Messenger RNA from Lathyrus sativus (Indian pea), 624 nucleotides. The record is from the annotation of a GenBank genome assembly. Lineage: Eukaryota; Viridiplantae; Streptophyta; Magnoliopsida; Fabales; Fabaceae.
AUGGCCGCUAAAACAGUUACCAAAGACAUAAUCACUCUUCGCGGUUCUGCAGCAAUCGUUAGCGAGUUCUUCGGAUAUGCUGCAAACAGUAUCCUUUACAAUCGAGGUGUUUAUCCAGAAGAAACUUUUGUGAAGGUGAAGAAAUAUGGCCUUCCAAUGUUGCUUACUGAAGAUGAGGGUGUUAAAUCUUUUAUAACCAAUUUAACUGCUCAGCUUUCUGAAUGGCUUGAAGCUGGCAAGUUACAGAGGAUUGUUCUUGUUAUAAUGAGCAAGUCUACUGGUGAAGUUCUUGAAAGGUGGAACUUCAGCAUUGAGACGGAUAACGAGGUUGUUGAGAAGGGUGUGUCAAGGGAGAAGAGUGACAAGGAAAUCAUGAGAGAGAUACAAGCCAUUAUGAGGCAGAUUGCUUCUAGUAUCACCUAUCUGCCAUGCCUGGAUGAACCAUGUGUUUUUGAUGUGUUAGCAUAUACUGACACAGACGUGGCAGUUCCAUUCACUUGGAUUGAGAGUGAUCCAAAGCUGAUUGAAAAUCCACAAAUGGUGAAAUUGCAUUCCUUUGAUACUAAGAUUCACAAGGUUGACACACUUGUAUCAUACAAGAAUGACGAAUGGGAUGAGCAGUAA